AUGGGGAAAGAUAAGCGUAAGAACUCCAAUUCCAGUGGUUCUGCUAAUGGUCGUUCUAGUCCUCCCAAUAACAAUAACAAGUUCAAUAAGGGAGGAAACAAUAAAGGUAAGGGCAACAACAACGGAGGAAAUGGAGGAAACCAAAACAAAGGUAAAGUACCCCAAAAGUUCUCCGAAUGUCGCAUUUGCGAUAAAAAAGGUCAUUGGGAAUCGGAUUGUCGUAAUAAUCCUGGAGAAGGAAAGAGAGGAAAAGAUUUACCCGAAUGUAGGGAAUGCGGUGGAAAUCACUGGGAAGAUCAAUGUAGGACUUGGAAAUCAAAGAAUAACGAUGGCAACAACAACAACAAUGGUCAACAAGGAAAUUCAAGUCCAGUACAAUGUUUAGCACCCACCGGAGAAGACAUCUCACAUUUUUUCGCAGAUGGUAAAUAUCCCCCUCGUCCUUGUAAAACAUGUCAUGUUGCAGGACAUUGGAAUAAUGCGUGUCAGAAGGAUGGAUUCCAUCCAGUCACCAACCCUAACCCUAGUGGUAAGAAGAAUGAUAAUGAUAAUGGGAAAGGAGUUCAUUUUUCUGAUGACCAGUCGAGCGGACAAAUAGAUCUUUCUUUUAAUCAAUAUUAUUCUCCUCCUAAAUCCGCACAAUACGAUACACCCCAACAAGUUCCACCUGUUACUUUCGGCUUUCAACAACAGCAGCAACAGCAGCAGCAAAUGCAAGCUCAGUACAAUACUCAAGCCAACGAACAAAACACUUUCAACUACCCAAUCAACCUAAGUCUCAACUCCCACAGCCCAGACUACCUCCACUCAACACAACCAACCCCCUACCAAACCUACCCUAGCACCCCCAACCCCUCCCACCCAGAUCACCCAGACGCUAGCAGCUACCGCGCACGCUACCGCAGUACCACCUGUAACAUAUGUCAAACACUCGGCCACCGCCCCAACGACUGCACCGCCUAUCUCUGGCUCCUCCCCCGCAACCAUCCCUCCUGGCGCCCCCAUAUCGAUCCCCAGCACCCUAGUAACCAACAAACCGUCCACCCCAACAACUACUGGCUCGGAAACCCCAUGCAAAUCCCCUCUAAAUCCACAUAUAUCUGGCCGCAUCCGCAGAAUUCCCAUCAGGGGAGACAGUGGGGUGAGAAUGAUUAUGAGGUAUUAGAUGGGGGUAAGGAUGUGUGGGUCGAAGAGGAUGAUAGGGAGGGCGUCGGAAGAGUUAGAUGGGGUAUGCCUCCUGGCGGGUGUGGGGGCGAGGAACAUGGGAGCUUGUGUAGGUUUGAUGAUGAGGGGGAUGUGCUUAUGGUUGAUAUUUUGGAUUUGGAGGUUAGGAGGUGGAAGGGGAGGGUGCAGAGGGAGGAGAGAACGAGGAGAGCGAAGAAUUGGUGGGAGACUGAGGGGGGGUUUACUCAGUUUUAG
Molecule: messenger RNA, 1419 nt
Organism: Sclerotinia sclerotiorum 1980 UF-70
Lineage: Eukaryota; Fungi; Ascomycota; Leotiomycetes; Helotiales; Sclerotiniaceae
Exons: 1
Coding region: 1-1419 (472 amino acids)
Molecular function (GO): zinc ion binding; nucleic acid binding
Source: RefSeq, a predicted model, not a curated record